ACUGUCCGCCCGGCCAAUGACAGUCUGCUACGCCAAUGAUAUUAGCUGCGUAGCAACAAGAUACGUCUAUUUACCCUGCGCGUGAACGGUGUGCAGGAGAAAAAUCUCCUUUUAUCUUUUCCCUCAUCGACUAUAAGGCGAAGUCGACUAUGAAGUCGACAGCCAGGGUGGUACACACGGCACACACGGUGAUACUGGCCGUUGUGCUGUCCUUGGUGGCCUUGGCAUCCUGCCGGAGCACUCGCAUGGCGGACCAGGUAUCGGAGGCUGACAUUCAGCGUCUACUGCACGGUGUCAUGGAGCAGCUGGGAAUCGCCCGCCCACGUGUGGAGUACCCCGCUCAUCAAGCCACAAAUAUUGUGGGGCCUCAGAGUAUACAAGGUGGUGCCCACGAGGGUCUACAGCACCUGGGUCCCUAUGGUAACAUUCCCAACAUCGUGGCUGAGCUGACCGGGGACAACGUUCCGAAGGACUUCAGCGAGGACCAGGGAUACCCUGACCCCCCCAACCCCUGUCCUCUUGGAAAGACUGCAGCAGAUGGUUGCUUGGAGAACUCACCAGACACUGCUGAGUUCAGCAGGGAGUUCCAGCAGCACCAGCACCUGUUUGACCCUGAGCAUGACUACCCAGCACUGGCUAAGUGGAAUAAGGAGCUGUUGUAUGAGAAAAUGAAAGGUGGACCAAAAAGAAGCAAAAGGAGCACCAAUCCCUAUCUGAUGGGGCAGAGACUGGAUAAUGUGGUGGCCAAGAAAUCUGUCCCCCAUUUCCCAGAAGAGGAGGAGAACCCCACCAUCAGCAGUAUCAAAAACUGAACCAAACAUCUACUUUCAUCAUGCUGCAUGUUUAUUUUGUGUAUUAUACUAUCAAAGCUUACCAUUUUAAAAUGAAAACACAAGCUUAUCAAUCAAGUGCCAGUAUGUAAUUUUUUUUGUAAAUACAGAGAACAUCCACUACUUUUCUGUACCUUUACUAUAACAAUGACAUCUGCUGUUGGUUAUUCACCUGCCUGACCACUAGAUACCCUUGUGUGUGUAGCUUGAUUAAUACAAUAAAAAGUAUUUGCUCAUGUGCACAA
Anguilla rostrata (American eel) is the source of this 1075-nucleotide messenger RNA. Its product is annotated as neuroendocrine protein 7B2. The transcript has 6 exons. The record is from RefSeq and is a predicted model, not a curated record. Gene Ontology annotation, molecular function: enzyme regulator activity. Bases 150 to 812 code for a protein of 220 amino acids. Gene Ontology annotation, biological process: neuropeptide signaling pathway; regulation of hormone secretion. Gene Ontology annotation, cellular component: secretory granule. NCBI's taxonomy places the organism in Eukaryota, Metazoa, Chordata, Actinopteri, Anguilliformes, Anguillidae.